CUCAACUCAAUGGCAGACACUUCAUAGAGAUCUUUAGCCUGACCACGAACUUUUUACGAUCCUCUCCAAAGCGUGGGCGCGGCAGAUUGUUCUUGUCUACGACUUCUUUGUUGUAAGGAACCGCGUCAGACUUUGAGCGCCCUUACAAUCAUGAAAGCAAGCCGACUUCUCCUCCGCUCCACGCGACCAAGCGUCCUCCUUCGCCGACCAUGUCCCCCUCCUUCACAACGUCUGGCCAUUCCUGCUUCGCCUUCUCUCCUCUCAGUCUCCCGUCAAAAAGCCCCUUUUUCCACUACCCUCACUAGACCUUUGAAGGGGCUGCAACCAGACAGCAGCGACCCGAGCCCUCCCAACACUGAACCGACACAUGGCACCCCAGCCGGCGCGGCCCAGAUCUCGGAUUCCGAGUAUCACGAGAUCGCUGACCAGUAUCUAAACACCCUGGUGCUGGCUAUGGAAGAGCUUGCGGAGAGCAGCUCGGAGGGCAUAGAGGCGGAAUUCUCGGCCGGCGUGCUCACAAUCACCCACCCGAAGCACGGCACAUACGUGAUCAACAAACAGCCGCCGAACAAACAGAUCUGGCUCUCCUCCCCGGUAUCCGGCCCCAAGCGCUACGACUGGGUCGUGCCCGGCGACUCGCAGCAAGAGAAGGCCGACUCAACCGUCGACCUCGGCGACGACGGCCAGAGCGGCGCCAAGUGGAUCUACCUGCGGGACGGGAGCAAUCUGAGCGACUUGCUGAAGAGGGAGCUGGGCGUUGAGCUCAGGCACGACGACGAAGGGGAGAGUGACGUUAACGAGGGUCGCGACGGACCUGCGAAGAGUGGAGCCAGCACUGCACCAUAGGGUGGUAGCAUGAUGGGAUGGUGAGGGACAGACGAGACAAAAGACACAAGGUGCGAGGUUCAAGGUGAUUGCCCAGUUCAUUCAGACCUGAAGAAAGUGAAAUGAGUAUUUUAGCGCAGCUGCGAUAUGAGCUCUUGGUGUGCCGGAUAUUAGGAGGGCUAUUCUACAUCCAGUGUCAAGCGGGCUAGCCAGGUCCAUGCUGGAUUCAAGAAAGGUGAUGAUGACAACAACAUGAGACAAAUAAAUGGCACUUUUAGCUGGUGGUGGUGGUAUGAUGUCGAUGAUGUCCCAACUCGAUAUAGGACGUCCACAACAUUAAAUCCAUUCAUCCUUCUCGUUCAUUCAGAAUCUUUCCGCCACGCCAUAGUCACCGCUCUCCCCCUUUUUCCGUCCUUUACUUCCUCUUGCGCGCACUCCCACCGCCGCCAGCCUUGGGCUGCGAGGCAGGAGCCGCCGGCGCAACCCUGGGAGCGGCGGGCUGCUGGGCGUCACCGGCCGCAGGGAUGCCGCGGCCAGCACCCAUCCUCCGGCUCAUGAUCUGGCGGGAGAUGAAACUGAUGCCCAGCAUCAUCAUCCACGAGGGCAUGGUGCCCAGCGCCCACAUGAAGUACCCAAAGGGCUGGAGCACGCCGACCUUGGCGAGCAGCCCGUCAAUGGGGUGCAGCAGGCCCGUGUACUCGGGGUAUUCCAGGUACCGCGACUUGGAGGCGCGAGGCAGGCUGGUGAUGUCCGAGACGGUGAUGGUCGAGACGUUGAGCGGGAUGAUGUGGAGCGGCGUCUUCGCCCCCUGCUCCGACUGCUUGGGCAGCAGGAAGUGGUAGAUGACAGGCACGCCCGACGCCCACGCCGUGCACAGCACCUCGUCCUUUUCGCAGUCGAGCAGACCCAGGAUGAGCGGAGGGGAGCCCGCCGGUUGGGGUAAUGCGGUCAACAAGGGGACGGAUUCCUAGACGCAGCGAGAGGACAGAGGUCAAUUACCAAUCGCAAUGAAAGUCGCAAGAGUGUUCUUUGAGUUGGGCAGGGGUGGUGGUGUACAUACAUUCCACACGGUAUCGACAGGACCACAUCUGCCAAAGCACGUCUUAUUGCCUCCCGUCAAAUAUAUCAUCCAUUCCUCCUCGGUGUCCGGCUUGGGGGACAAUUUGCGCUGCCAGUUGCGGACAUUGAUCUUCUCGACCUUGUUCUCAGCGACCUUGGCCGCGCCCGCCUCGACUGGGUUGGGAGGGACAGGCACCGAGACCGCAGGUGCUGCGCCGCCGCCGCCGCUGGGGAUGAAGGACUUGGCCUUAUCGAACCAGCCUGCGGCCUUUUCUUUCAAGGGCACCUGGUCUGCUGCGACCAGCAGGGGGAGGAGGAGAAGGGAAGCGACAUGCAUGGUCUCGGUCGGCCGGUGGUCGGUCGAAAUAUCGGAGUAUGGAGAGGGUGAAGACAAGGGCAAGCAGUGAAAAACUAAGAAGAAUAUUGCGCAAAAAGAAACCCACAAAGCAAUGGGAAAGCCCCCGACAAGGGAAAGGAAAAAGCAGAUCAAGUUCCUGAUGACGAAAAACAGGAGAGAGAUUCGACAGGUGUUGGUUUUGACCACGCAGUACCGAGUAGUCGAGACUGCGCUGUUAGUUGUCCUCAAGCGUUGAGCUAGGUACAGAAGCUGCCUACAAGGACCUGGGUAGGUCUCUAGGCAGGUUCCAGCACCACAGUAGUUAGUCUGCUCGUAGCUGAUAGUUGCCCCUCAGCAACGGCUUGUCAAUUGGCUGAUAACAG
Molecule: messenger RNA, 2604 nt
Organism: Cladophialophora immunda
Lineage: Eukaryota; Fungi; Ascomycota; Eurotiomycetes; Chaetothyriales; Herpotrichiellaceae
Product: iron donor protein CyaY
Exons: 2
Coding region: 151-846 (231 amino acids)
Biological process (GO): iron incorporation into metallo-sulfur cluster; intracellular iron ion homeostasis
Cellular component (GO): mitochondrion
Molecular function (GO): iron chaperone activity; 2 iron, 2 sulfur cluster binding; ferroxidase activity
Source: RefSeq, a predicted model, not a curated record